UGUUCUCUUUCUUUUUUUGCUGUGACUUAGUAAGUGAACACGUUAUUGAAAGCUAUGCGCAGCCUGUUUUCGAAUCGCUACAAUAAUAAACGCCGUGAGUUGUACGAUAAUAACGAAGAAGCUAGGGAAGACCAGCCAAGUUUGCCCAUUUACGAGCGUGCCGCGGGCAGGCGCUACAAAUCCUAUCGGCAGAUGGCCAACAUUUCCAGGGAGCAGCUCCUCAGUGACUCCUGGCUGUCCACCGACCGACUGCCCAUUGUGAUGCGCCGCAGUAUCGAGCGGCGAACCAAUAGACUGCUGAUGCCUCGCUACAAUCCGGCCUUGGCCACCCAUGAGUUCAGCCACAAUGGCCGGCCACGUCGUGGUCGUCCUCCGGCCGCCGCCACUUUGGCCAGAUCCGCAUCCGAUUUCGCCGUUCAAGUCGGCGGUUUGCCCCGUCCCGUUGGCGGCGGGGAGGAGGCGCAGGAGUCGGACUCCGAUCCGCAGUCCCCGGUACAAGAAAUCAUAGAUGCCGACGAGUAUCCCGACACGGAAUCGGAAACGGAAACUGGCCUCCAUUUGAACACAGAUCUUGGCCAGCCAGAGGUGGGCCAGAAUAACUUGGUCACUCCCAGCCAGAACUUGGCCAUGAACUCAGGUCAUAAUGUUGCCAUGAACUCAAACGACAGUUUGAACCCGAACUCGAUUCAAAACACGCCCCAGGAUCAAAAUCCGAACCAGCAACAGAAUCAGCACUAUUCUCCGGUCAUUUUCACCGACGACGAGGAUGAAAACAUCCCACCCAAUCUCUCGGUAAGGACAUUCUUGGGUGCCCACCGACCACCGAAUCGCUGUUUCAUUUGCCCGGAGCAAAACUGCCAGCAGAUCUUUGAUGUGCGCCGCGAUUUAUACAAGCAUCAGCGCGACGCCGGGCACCACAACUGGUCACACAAGUGCGAGAAGUGUGGCCAGAUCUUCCGCACUGCGGGCUUCAAGCGCAUGCAUGCCGAUAAGGCCUGCGAACGGAAUUUGCAGAAGAAGAAACUCAAAACCAAAUGAAAUUAAGGAACUUGUGCGGGAACAAUGCCAGAAUAAAUCCAUCCCACCUAUCUCAUUUGUUCUUCCAUUCCCUUACACAGGAAAAAAAAAAUUUCGAUGUAACAUUUAAAUAUUAUUGAUAAUAAAAUUGAUUUUGUUAUGCUUCGAA
Molecule: messenger RNA, 1186 nt
Organism: Drosophila rhopaloa
Lineage: Eukaryota; Metazoa; Arthropoda; Insecta; Diptera; Drosophilidae
Exons: 3
Coding region: 55-1038 (327 amino acids)
Source: RefSeq, a predicted model, not a curated record